GGGGCCGGGGCCGGGGCCGAGCCCGGGGCCGCGAAGGCGGCGGACUCCUUUCUGCGGCGGAGGGAUCCGCGGCGGAGGCGGCCACGGCCGUAGCCGCUGCCUGAGAGUUGUUGUUUCCUCCUCCUCCUCCUCCGCCUCCGCCGCCGUUGCUUGAAUGGUGGAGCCGAAGCUCGGCUCGUGAACACACACUGACAGCUAUAGGGCAGGCGGCGGCACCGUCCCCGCUUCCCCUCGGCGGCGGGGUGUCCCGUCGGCGGCCCUGAAGUGACCCAUAAACAUGUCUUGUGAGAGGAAAGGCCUCUCGGAGCUGCGAUCGGAGCUCUACUUCCUCAUCGCACGGUUCCUGGAAGAUGGACCCUGUCAGCAGGCGGCUCAGGUGCUGAUCCGCGAGGUGGCCGAGAAGGAGCUGCUGCCCCGGCGCACCGACUGGACCGGGAAGGAGCAUCCCAGGACCUACCAGAAUCUGGUGAAGUAUUACAGACACUUAGCACCUGAUCACUUGCUGCAAAUAUGUCAUCGACUAGGACCUCUUCUUGAACAAGAAAUUCCUCAAAGUGUUCCUGGAGUACAAACUUUAUUAGGAGCUGGAAGACAGUCUUUACUACGCACAAAUAAAAGCUGCAAGCAUGUUGUGUGGAAAGGAUCUGCUCUGGCUGCGUUGCACUGUGGAAGACCACCUGAGUCACCAGUUAACUAUGGUAGCCCACCCAGCAUUGCGGAUACUCUGUUUUCAAGGAAGCUGAAUGGGAAAUACAGACUUGAGCGACUUGUUCCAACUGCAGUGUAUCAGCACAUGAAAAUGCAUAAACGAAUUCUUGGACACUUGUCAUCUGUGUACUGUGUAACUUUUGAUCGAACUGGCAGACGGAUAUUUACUGGUUCUGAUGACUGUCUUGUGAAAAUAUGGGCAACAGAUGAUGGGAGGUUAUUAGCUACCUUAAGAGGACAUGCUGCUGAAAUAUCAGACAUGGCUGUAAACUAUGAGAAUACCAUGAUAGCAGCUGGAAGUUGUGAUAAAAUGAUCCGAGUCUGGUGUCUUCGAACCUGUGCACCUUUGGCUGUUCUUCAGGGCCAUAGUGCAUCUAUUACAUCACUACAGUUCUCACCGUUGUGCAGUGGCUCAAAGAGAUAUCUAUCUUCUACUGGGGCAGAUGGCACUAUUUGUUUUUGGCUCUGGGAUGCUGGAACCCUUAAAAUAAACCCAAGACCUGCAAAAUUUACAGAGCGCCCUCGGCCUGGAGUUCAAAUGAUCUGUUCUUCUUUUAGUGCUGGUGGAAUGUUUCUGGCGACGGGAAGCACAGAUCAUAUUAUUCGGGUUUAUUUUUUUGGAUCAGGUCAGCCAGAGAAAAUAUCAGAAUUGGAGUUUCAUACUGACAAAGUUGACAGUAUCCAGUUUUCCAACACUAGUAACAGGUUUGUAAGUGGCAGUCGUGAUGGGACGGCACGUAUUUGGCAAUUUAAACGAAGAGAAUGGAAGAGCAUUUUGUUGGAUAUGGCUACUCGUCCAGCAGGCCAAAACCUUCAAGGAAUAGAAGAUAAAAUCACAAAAAUGAAGGUUACUAUGGUAGCUUGGGAUCGACAUGACAAUACAGUUAUAACUGCAGUUAAUAACAUGACUCUGAAAGUUUGGAAUUCUUACACUGGCCAACUAAUUCAUGUCCUGAUGGGUCAUGAAGAUGAGGUAUUUGUUCUUGAACCACACCCAUUCGAUCCUAGAGUUCUCUUUUCUGCUGGUCAUGAUGGAAACGUGAUAGUGUGGGAUCUGGCAAGAGGAGUCAAAAUACGAUCUUAUUUCAAUAUGAUUGAAGGCCAAGGACAUGGCGCAGUAUUUGACUGCAAAUGCUCUCCUGAUGGUCAGCAUUUUGCAUGCACAGACUCUCAUGGACAUCUUUUAAUUUUUGGCUUUGGGUCCAGUAGCAAAUAUGACAAGAUAGCAGAUCAGAUGUUCUUUCAUAGUGAUUAUCGGCCACUUAUUCGUGAUGCCAACAAUUUUGUAUUAGAUGAACAGACUCAGCAAGCGCCUCAUCUUAUGCCUCCCCCUUUUUUGGUUGAUGUUGAUGGUAACCCUCAUCCAUCAAGAUAUCAAAGAUUAGUUCCUGGCCGUGAAAAUUGCAGGGAGGAGCAACUCAUCCCUCAGAUGGGAGUAACUUCCUCAGGACUGAAUCAAGUUUUAAGUCAGCAAGCAAACCAGGAGAUCAGCCCACUGGACAGCAUGAUUCAAAGACUACAACAGGAGCAAGACCUGAGACGUUCUGGUGAAGCAGGUAUCAGUAAUACCAGCCGUUUAAGUAGAGGCUCCAUAAGUUCUACCUCAGAGGUUCAUUCACCACCAAACGUAGGACUAAGACGUAGUGGACAAAUUGAAGGUGUACGGCAAAUGCACAGCAACGCACCAAGAAGUGAAAUAGCCACAGAGCGGGAUCUUGUAGCUUGGAGUCGAAGGGUGGUAGUACCCGAGCUAUCAGCUGGUGUAGCCAGUAGGCAAGAAGAAUGGAGAACUGCAAAGGGAGAAGAAGAAAUAAAGACUUACAGGUCAGAAGAGAAAAGAAAACACUUAACUGUUCCAAAAGAGAAUAAAAUACCCACUGUCUCAAAGAAUCAUGCUCAUGAGCAUUUCCUGGAUCUUGGAGAAUCCAAAAAGCAACAGACAAAUCAACACAAUUAUCGUACUAGAUCUGCAUUGGAAGAGACUCCUAGACCCUCAGAAGAGAUAGAAAAUGGCAGUAGUUCUUCAGAUGAAGGCGAAGUAGUUGCUGUCAGUGGUGGAACAUCCGAAGAAGAAGAGAGAGCAUGGCACAGUGAUGGCAGUUCUAGUGACUACUCCAGUGAUUACUCUGACUGGACAGCAGAUGCAGGAAUUAAUCUGCAGCCACCAAAGAAAGUUCCUAAGAAUAAAACCAAGAAAGCAGAAAGCAGUUCAGAUGAAGAAGAAGAAUCUGAAAAACAGAAGCAAAAACAGAUUAAAAAGGAAAAGAAAAAAGUAAAUGAAGAAAAAGAUGGACCAAUAUCACCAAAGAAAAAGAAGCCCAAAGAAAGAAAACAAAAGAGAUUGGCUGUGGGAGAACUAACUGAAAACGGUUUGACAUUAGAAGAAUGGUUGCCAUCAACAUGGAUUACAGAUACUAUUCCCCGAAGAUGUCCAUUUGUGCCACAGAUGGGUGAUGAGGUUUAUUAUUUCCGACAAGGACAUGAAGCCUAUGUCGAAAUGGCCCGGAAAAAUAAAAUAUAUAGCAUCAAUCCCAAAAAACAACCAUGGCAUAAAAUGGAACUACGGGAACAAGAACUUAUGAAAAUAGUUGGCAUAAAGUAUGAAGUGGGAUUACCUACCCUUUGCUGCCUUAAACUUGCUUUUCUAGAUCCUGAUACUGGUAAACUGACUGGCGGAUCAUUUACCAUGAAAUACCAUGAUAUGCCUGACGUUAUAGAUUUCUUAGUCUUGAGACAACAAUUUGAUGACGCAAAAUAUAGGCGAUGGAAUAUAGGUGACCGCUUCAGGUCUGUCAUAGAUGAUGCCUGGUGGUUUGGAACAAUUGAAAGCCAGGAACCUCUUCAACUUGAGUACCCUGAUAGUCUGUUUCAAUGCUACAAUGUUUGCUGGGACAAUGGAGAUACAGAAAAGAUGAGUCCUUGGGAUAUGGAGCUUAUACCUAAUAAUGCUGUAUUUCCUGAAGAACUAGGUACCAGUGUUCCUUUAACUGAUGGUGAGUGCAGAUCACUAAUCUAUAAACCUCUUGAUGGAGAAUGGGGUACCAAUCCCAGGGAUGAAGAAUGUGAAAGAAUUGUGGCAGGAAUAAACCAGUUGAUGACACUAGAUAUUGCCUCAGCAUUUGUGGCCCCCGUGGAUCUGCAAGCGUAUCCCAUGUAUUGCACAGUAGUGGCAUAUCCAACGGAUCUAAGUACAAUUAAACAAAGACUGGAAAACAGGUUUUACAGGCGGGUUUCUUCCCUAAUGUGGGAAGUUCGAUAUAUAGAGCAUAAUACACGAACAUUUAAUGAGCCUGGAAGCCCUAUUGUGAAAUCUGCUAAAUUCGUAACUGAUCUUCUUCUACAUUUUAUAAAGGAUCAGACUUGUUAUAACAUAAUUCCACUUUAUAAUUCAAUGAAGAAGAAAGUUUUGUCUGAUUCUGAGGAAGAAGAGAAAGACGCUGAUGUGCCAGGAACUUCUACUCGAAAAAGGAAGGACCAUCAGCCUAGAAGAAGAUUACGUAAUAGAGCCCAGUCUUACGAUAUUCAAGCAUGGAAGAAACAGUGUGAAGAAUUGUUAAAUCUCAUAUUUCAAUGUGAAGAUUCAGAGCCUUUCCGUCAGCCGGUAGAUCUCCUUGAAUAUCCGGACUACAGAGACAUCAUUGACACUCCAAUGGAUUUUGCUACUGUUAGAGAAACUUUAGAGGCUGGGAAUUAUGAGUCACCAAUGGAGUUAUGUAAAGAUGUCAGACUUAUUUUCAGUAAUUCCAAAGCAUAUACACCAAGCAAAAGAUCAAGGAUUUACAGCAUGAGUUUGCGCCUGUCUGCUUUCUUCGAAGAACACAUUAGUUCAGUUUUAUCAGAUUAUAAAUCUGCUCUUCGUUUUCAUAAAAGAAAUACCAUAACCAAAAGGAGGAAGAAAAGAAACAGAAGCAGCUCUGUUUCCAGUAGUGCUGCAUCAAGCCCUGAAAGGAAAAAAAGGAUCUUAAAACCCCAGCUAAAAUCAGAAAGCUCUACCUCUGCAUUCUCUACACCUACACGAUCAAUACCGCCAAGACACAAUGCUGCUCAGAUAAACGGUAGAACAGAAUCUAGUUCUGUGGUUCGAACCAGAAGCAACCGAGUAGUUGUAGAUCCAGUUGUCACUGAGCAACCAUCUACUUCUUCAGCUUCAAAGACUUUUAUUACAAAAGCUAAUGCAUCUGCAGUACCAGGGAAAACAAUACUAGAGAAUUCUGUGAAACAUUCCAAAGCUUUGAAUACUCUUUCCAGUCCUGGUCAAUCUAGUUUUAGUCAUGGCACUAGGAAUAAUUCUGCAAAAGAAAACAUGGAAAAGGAAAAGCCAGUCAAACGUAAAAUGAAGUCAUCUGUACUCCCAAAGGCGUCUACCCUUUCAAAGUCAUCAGCUGUCAUUGAGCAAGGAGAUUGUAAGAACAAUGCUCUUGUACCAGGAACCAUUCAAGUAAAUGGCCAUGGAGGACAGCCAUCAAAACUUGUGAAGAGGGGGCCUGGAAGGAAACCUAAAGUAGAAGUUAAUACCAAUAGUGGUGAAAUUAUACACAAGAAAAGGGGUAGAAAGCCCAAAAAGCUACAGUAUGCAAAGCCAGAAGAUUUAGAGCAAAAUAAUGUGCAUCCCAUCAGAGAUGAAGUACUUCCUUCUUCAACAUGCAAUUUUCUUUCUGAAACUAAUAAUGUAAAGGAAGAUUUGUUACAGAAAAAGAAUCGUGGAGGUAGAAAACCCAAAAGGAAGAUGAAGACACAAAAACUAGAUUCAGAUCUCCUAGUCCCUGCAAGUGUCAAAGUGUUAAGGAGAAGUAACCGAAAAAAGAUAGAUGAUCCUAUAGAUGAGGAAGAAGAGUUUGAAGAACUCAAAGGCUCUGAACCCCACAUGAGAACUAGAAAUCAAGGUCGAAGGACAGCUUUCUAUAACGAGGAUGACUCUGAAGAGGAGCAAAGGCAGCUGUUGUUCGAAGACACCUCUUUAACUUUUGGAACUUCUAGUAGAGGGCGAGUCCGAAAGUUGACUGAAAAAGCAAAAGCUAAUUUAAUUGGUUGGUAACUUGUACCAAAAUAUUUUACUUCAAAAUCUAUAAAGCAGGUACAGUUAAGGAAUAAGUAGAACUAAGGCUUCUGCUUCCUUGCUGCUGCAGUGGAGUAGGGAAUGUUAUGAUUUGAUUUGCAAAAAAAAAACAAAAAACAAAAAACAAACUUACAAGACACUUCACUUCUUUAAAUGAAUAUAUAUAUAUAUAUAAAUAUAUACAUAUAUAUUUUAAAUGUUUGCUAUUUAUUGCCCUUAGAUAGGUUAUGCAUUUUCACAUUCAUUUCAUUCACUGUUUGAAACGAAAGAAAUUGAUCUAUAAUGAAUUCCUGAUUUAUUUAUAGAAAAGACAGUUCUGCUACACUCUUUAGGAGCAUAGUAUUCCUAGCUAUAGAGCAUUUCAUGUUAAAAUGAAUUAUUUUUGACCAAGCAAGGUACAUUUCUAUUGAUACAAGUCAUGCCCCUAAAAGAUAGAUGUUAUACAGAGUAGCAGUGAAUUAAGAAAUGUUUCCUCUAAAAGAUAAAUAUAAAAUUUCCACCAUUUGAUACCCUAAACAGUUUAAUUUUAAUUACAGAAUGUUCAUCUACAAAGUAUCUAGAGGAGGCUUUUGCUUUAUUCCAUUUCUGCCAAACUUAAGAGAAAAUGUACUGAUGAAGGGAAACAUAUCCACAUUGGAAAACAUUUGACUGUCUAAUUUUUCAGACCUUGAUUCUUAUAUCACUCAAUCUCUGUUUAUUGUGCCAAAGACUGAGAAUCAGUGCAGUGGAAAGCCUGUUUUUGACUGUCAGGACAGCAUACACUUUUCAAUAUUGGAAAGGCUAUAUAUUCUAAAGAGCAAGUUAUUAAAGAGUUAUGCUGAGAUAUAUCUUUUUUUGGUACUAAUAGAAAAUAAUGCACUGGUGGGUCCUUUGACAGAGAUGUUCUAGAGGAAAUGUUUAAGUGGUUAAAGGAUUCAAGGAAAAUACAGGAAAAAAGGUAUGGGAUUUGAUGUUUACUUGUUGAUCUGGAUUAAUGUCAUUUCUAAACUUUAGACAUAUCUAAUAGCCUAAAAUGACUUACAAAGAAACGUGUCUGUGUGUGUAUGUGUAUAUAUUGAUAAAUGGGUAUAAUUAAAUAUAUAUACAAACACAUACUUAUAUACUAUUACCCAGGUAUAAAUUCUUUUUUCAGGAUUUUUUAGAUAGCAGUAGAAUAAAAAUAAUUUUAAAAUGUCAUACUUUAUAGUUUAAUUUUAAGGGGGAAAUUGGUUAUUUUCAAUUAUUAAAGGUUAAAAUAGGCCAAAUCACUUUUUAUGCAAUCAUGUUUUAUACAGUGGUCUCAUUGCACAUUGUGUUUUUUCUGCACUUUUUACGGUAUCCUUAUCAUGCUGGUAUGUCAAUAUACACCCUAAAGAAAAACUCCAUUUAAUGAUUGUGCCUUGUAUUCUAUUAUUUUUUGCAUCAUUAGUAAAAUUAAGUUGUCUAUUGUAAAUGAUAACUAUAUGACUUAGGAGAAUGUAUUGCUAUAUGUACUGCUAUGGAAAAGGAAAGCAGUUAUUUAUUUGUUUAUGGUACAGUUAUUUUAUACCUUAAAAACCAACAUACUUACCAUUUCUAUUGUUUAAAAAUUACUGUCCAUUUUUUAAAAAAAAUUAAAGAAUGUAGUAUUUUCUGAGGACUGGUAUGGUACAAAAAUGUAAUCAAAAUUUUCAGAUACUACAUUUUUAAAAAGUGAGGAUGGGGAAAAUAUAUAUCAGCAUGACCCUGAUGUAGAAAAAUAAAGUCUGCAAUUGAACCUUGGCAAAAUACAUUACAUAAUUAUUUCUGAUAAGGAUAAAUAUUAGCUGCCAUUUAACUGUCAUGAAGAAUGAAAAGUGAUACAUUUGGGCUUUUUAGAUCAUUUGUAACUAAAUUUGUACAGAAAUUCUCCUGUGAAAUUAAGUAAACCAUUUUCCAGAUCUUGACUGCAUUGCUGAGAUUUUGCAGUUGAAAAAUAAUUUCAAAUUUUUCAGAUUUUUUGUAUAUUUAUUUUUUUCUAACAAAUAUAUUUAACUAUAAAAUUAAAAUUCAGUAGUUAAACUCUUCAUAAUGCAGAAAUGGAUGGCUUGAUUAUAUAGAAAAAUGAGUCUUUCAGUUACACCAUUCUUGAAAAUAAUAGUGUAUGUUUGAAAUUUGUCAUUAAUUAGUUGUUUUUGAAGGCAAUCUAUUUGAAAUAUGUAAUUUCCUGAUGUUAUCUGCAUUGUUAAAAAAAUAAUAGGCUAUAAAACCAAUUUUUGUAAAAAUGUACAGUUUUAAGUUGUGUACAGAAAAAGGAAGAGCGUACACAGUCUUAGAGUGGAAUAUACCUCUAGUGCAGUGUAUGUGUUAAUUCCAACCCUUGAGCAAAGAAAUGAGUAUUUACCAUCUUUCCUAUAACACGUAAAUGUAUUAUUCCUGUUCUACAGACACUGUAUAUUUAUGACCUUAUUUGGACAUUAUUAGACACUGGUUUCUUAGUAAAGCACAGUAACUUGGAUCAGAUUCUUUGUAACCAAAACACUUAAACAUGUAUUAGUAAUACCAAUAUAUUUAGAUUUUAUAUUUUUAUAAUUUAGCUUCUAUGCAUUGCAGAAGUUGAAUUAAGAAAUUUAAGUCAUCACCAUAUUUUUGUUUUCUUUACCACUUGGGAAAAUAAUCCUCUUUGAGGCAGUAACACUAUGUAUGUACUGUUGAUAGGCCAGAAAGAAGUGUUGGCAGUUGUCUUAGGUAAGCAAUAAAAAUAUCUCCAAUUUACUGAAAGUUCAGAAAUAUAACUGUUACAUGCAUGGAAAAUGUAAACCAAUUUAGGUAUUUCUAAGUACCCAACCCUAAUAUUCUUUCCCUCAACUCCAACAUUCUCAAGUCCCAGAUGAAAAGUUGAAGUGGAGCAUUAGUUUAAAUAUUCAGUCUAAUCAAAGACUCACAGUCCUGGGCAAUAGAUAUAUAGCUUUUUAAAAUUUUAUCCUUUGUGACCUGCUGUAGUGGCAUUGAACUAUUUUCUGCAUGUAUUAUAAACUAAAGAUUUUUUGGCCUUAUUUCAAUUGUUUUUAUUGCACAACUUCACUACAAAUUUAAAGACUGCUGGCAUUAUUAUAAAACUGUCUUCCUCCAAUCCAAGUAAAUAAGUGUGUGGGAUAUUUGUGAGCUGGAUUAGGUAACAUCUGAGACUUGGGAUUGACUAAAUUUAGUUAUCACUUGGAAAUGAAUUACAUAAGAUACAGUAAUCAGAGAAAAUAUCUUUGUGCAGCAUAUAUGUUAACAUCUAGAGUUGUCCCUCAUCUGCAGUGCAGUAGAUGAAUCAGACAUUUUAAGAAAUGUAUUCAAAUAUUUUUAUCUUAUAUGUUAGCAGCAUUUACAUGUUUUCAGAUAUGAUUUGUAAUAUAAAUUAAUUUCUCCAGUUAACAAUGUUUACUUCAAUUCUGACAUUCCAUUUUAUACAUAUAUACCUACUGUAUAUCUCUCUCAAAUGUCAGCUAGAAGUGACUUUUUCAGUUUUCUGUCUAGUGAAAACAGAUGUAUUCUGAAUGUUUUCGUGACCUGAAAUAUAUUUUUGAGUAGGUUGAAAGGACCAAGAUACUUGAGUGAUUAAAGGGCUGUAAGUGUUCUGCUUAUAUGCAGGAGUUACAUGAUUUUAAAAGUCGUAAUAGGGGAAGUAGUUUUAUCAUCUGAUUACUCCUAUUAACCUAAAAAGUAUUUCUAACAUAACAGGUUGAGCAGUGGUUUUGUUACACUUAGGCAAGAAUUUAUUUUCCCAUUAAAAUUUGAAAAAUCCACUUUUCUUUGCUUCUACCCUUGCAGUUUCCCAUAGUUCCCCUAAUUUCCAAGUGAUCUGAACUAAAAUUAAUAUUACAUUUACUAAGAAACUAUUUUUGUUAAUUAUACUGAGCAAAGCGCUCCAAAUGAAAAGUCAUUAUGAACUAUGUAUACUACCCAAGAAAAGGUCAAGUUGAGUCAGAAGACUGUAAGUACCACUUUUGGCGCUCCAGAGAUGAACCUUGUACACACUGCAGUAAAACAGUGAGUAGAAAAGAUGAGCUAUAAAUAGAUACUAUUUUUAGUUUUGAUAGCUCUGUAUUGAAAUACUUUUUUAAUGCAGAUAAAAAUUAUCAGGAAAUUAACCUUAUGGCACAGACCAAAUACUUAGUGCAUGGCUGAGUUUCUACAAUUCAAGGAGCCAAUAAAAUAGGUUCAAGAUGGAAUAUAGUACAUGCAUAUAAGGCAGAUGCACACAUGCUGGUUACUUUAAGAUUGUGUGUGUUGAUUAGUCACAAUGAUAGACUAUAACAUGAGAUAAUACAAAGUUACAUUUUUGGACCAUAUUAAAACUGCAAGAAGACAGGGGUCUUACUGAAGAUCUUUUAGAAAACUUAAAUCCUGUCACAGGAUAUUUAGACAUGUGUAGAAUGUAGCUCAAUUUUUAAAAAGUAACUGACCUAGAGGGUGAAAGUUGAAACUGACACAUUUUCAAAUUAAGAUUAUGCUUAUUUUGUACAGAAAACACUGUUUAAACACAAGCAGAUCUGUUGUAUGUAAUAAGUAACACAGAGUUUUAAAACAAAUUAAUUAUUUAGCUUUAUUGAAGUUUGUUUUUUUCCUUCCAAACCUGGAGUAUCAUAAACAGCAGUUUCACACCAGAAUAGCAGUGCCCUUUCUUUUUGUACAUACUGAUUGGACCUUUCUUUACUGUUACGUGGACACUUUCUAUGUUAGUUUUGAUGCAUAAUUCUUUGAAUCCUUUUAUACAAACUAGAAUGUAUGUGUAAGAAUACCUGUCCCUGCAAUGUAGUAACUACAAACUUAUUUUUAAAUAAAUAGAAAACUUGUUUUUCUAA
Molecule: messenger RNA, 10554 nt
Organism: Symphalangus syndactylus (siamang)
Lineage: Eukaryota; Metazoa; Chordata; Mammalia; Primates; Hylobatidae
Gene: PHIP
Product: PHIP subunit of CUL4-Ring ligase complex
Biological process (GO): regulation of cell shape; regulation of transcription by RNA polymerase II; cytoskeleton organization
Cellular component (GO): nucleus
Molecular function (GO): protein binding
Source: RefSeq, a predicted model, not a curated record